Molecule: messenger RNA, 1004 nt
Organism: Aureobasidium subglaciale EXF-2481
Lineage: Eukaryota; Fungi; Ascomycota; Dothideomycetes; Dothideales; Saccotheciaceae
Exons: 9
Coding region: 38-955 (305 amino acids)
Molecular function (GO): oxidoreductase activity
Source: RefSeq, a predicted model, not a curated record
GUCGUGGGCAGCGAUAGCACUCUGACACGGAUACGACAUGGCACCUCCAGGGAAUGCAGCGGCACCUCCAGCAUUAUCGAAGCUCACGCUUCGGCAGAGCGCGCUCAAUUACCCUGCCAUCAAGCCUGGCCAAUUCCACAACACAGGUUGCGGAAGAGUAUGUCUGGUGACUGGAUCUGGACGUGGGAUUGGCAAGGAAAUUGCUCGUAGUUUCGCCAGAUCAGGGUAUCACGUUGCUGUCACAGCAAGGAAUGCUGCUGAGGUCGAAGCAAGCUGCGAGGAAAUCAAAGCUUGCUGUCCUGACAUUAAGGCAGUCGGUAUUGUUGCCGACGGCUGCAAGCAUAGCGAUAUGGAGAUGUUGGUUGCAAAGGUGAACGAAGAGCUAGGUAUGAUAGACGUAUUGGUGUGCAAUGCUGGCACGAACACAUUCAUGCCAUUCACCAUGACCGAUCCCAAGGACUGGUGGUACUCGUUAGAAAUCAACUUGAAAUCUCCCACUGAGUUGACUAGGCUGGUGCUUCCACAAAUGCGAAAGCGUAACUCUGGCACGAUCAUCUACACAUCCUCAAGAGCAGCAGUUGCAGAUCUUCCCUGGACUACCGCCUACGGCGCCGGCAAGACAGGGAUCACCAGAUUCGCUGCAGUUCUGCAGGUCGAACUUGACGAGAUGGCUAGAAUCGAAUCCGGCUCUGAGAAUGGAAUAUCCCUAUUCAGCAUCCAUCCGGGAGAGAUUGAAACAUCGCUUCACACCACAGGCUUCCCUGAGCAAACUCAUAGGAGUGCGCCAUAUAUCAUUGAGCAUAUGAAGGAGCUAGACAAGAAGAGACCGAAGUUCGACAUCUCAUUACCAGCCUGGACGUGCGUAUAUUUGGCUUCGGGAAAGGGAGCAAAGCUCAGAGGUAAGUAUGUCGACUGCACCAGAGAUAUAGAGGAAGCGGCGAAGCUGUAUACGUAGACUAGUAAUUCCUUUUUAUGCUCCAUUGAAUAGGCAUGAUUAUCAAAUG